AUGGCUACCUACCUCGUCACCCAAGCCACCGGCCACCAAAGCCAAUGGACCAUCAAGCACCUCCUGGAAGCAGGCGCCAAAGUCCACGCUGUUGUCCGCGACCCUGCAAAGGUACAGGCCAAAGUGCUCAAGGAGCCAGGCGUCACCAUCUUCCAGGGCAACACCAACAACCUGGAGGAGAUCACCCGCGCCGCCCAGGGCUGCAAGGGCGCCUUCCUAAACACCUUCCCCAUCCCUGGCAUCGAGACCGAGCAGGCCAAGACCGUUGUCGAGGCCUGCAAGAAGGUCGGCAUCGAGUCUAUCGUUGCGACCACGACAUUCGGCACGGGGCACAGACACAUGUGGGAUGAGGAAGUCACCAAGGAGAUCGGCCUGCACGGCUACUAUAGCUCCAAGGCCUCGAUUGAAGAUGCCGUUCGCCAGAGCGGCCUCAAAUACACCAUCCUCCGGCCGGCCUUUAUCCACUUCAACUACUUUGGAGCCAGCGCCGAGCACAACUUCCCCGGCAUCUCUACCACGGGCGAGCUCGUCCACUCCUACGAGGAAAAUGCCAGGAUGCCCCACACCGACGCCAGUGACAUCGGCAAGUACGCCGCGGCGGCUCUGCAGAACCCGUCCAAGUUCAACGGCAAGGAGAUUGAGCUCAGCAACGAGCCGCUCACCGUCAAGGAGGCGAGGGACAUUGUCGCCCGGGUCAGUGGUAGGGAGGUGCGUCUGAGGAAGCGCACCCCCGCCGAGGUCGAAGAGGCAAAGACCACCGCCUUUGCUCAGCGCUUCCACCUUUUCACGAACGCCAAGGAUUUCAGCACGAUCUUCGAGAAGGUUGGUAAGGUACAGGAGGAGUUUGGGAUUCCGUUCACGUCUUUCGAGGAUGCGUUGAAGAGGGAGCGCGAUGAACUUCUGGCGACCAUUCCAGCUUAG
Messenger RNA from Clonostachys rhizophaga, 921 nucleotides. The record is from the annotation of a GenBank genome assembly. Lineage: Eukaryota; Fungi; Ascomycota; Sordariomycetes; Hypocreales; Bionectriaceae.